This is a messenger RNA of Meloidogyne enterolobii, 1376 nucleotides long. NCBI's taxonomy places the organism in Eukaryota, Metazoa, Nematoda, Chromadorea, Rhabditida, Meloidogynidae. The record is from the annotation of a GenBank genome assembly.
UUCUCAUGAAAGUUAUGGUUGUCUAAACACUAGUGUUGGUUCUUCUGCUGGAAAGCAGCCUUUGAAACAAAUUUCAAUAGAUGAAGAAGAGUAUCAAAAACUUGUUUUAUAUAAAGAACAUUUUCUCAAAUUACUUGAAAAAGAAGGAGAAGAUGAAAUGAAUUGUUCUCCACAACAAUUAUCUGAAAAGCUUACCUUAUUUACUGAGGAAUAUUUUAAAUUGUUAGGAAAUGAAAACAAUUCUGAGCCAGAAAUUUCAAUUGCUGAAGCUAACUUAAAAAAAUGGAAAGGAUUGGAAAAAGAAUAUAUUCAAUUAAAAGAAACCCGGUUACUUGAUAAACCAAAUUAUAUUUUGGGUGCAGAUGGGGCACGUAUUUUAAUCAAAAAAGACGCAAAUUUUUAUGAGAAAAUUUAUGCUUUAAUUCUAGAAAAAUUUCAAUUUACUUUAGUCACUGAAGAUAAUUCAAAGAAAUGUCGUGUUGAAAAAAUGAAAUAUGAAUUAUCUGAAAUGUUUCUUGAUAUAGCUGAGGAAUUUUUGGAAGAAGGUGAUGGGGGACUGACAUCGGAAAUGGCCUGGACAGCUUUUGCUCUUGAAAUUAUUUUGUUUUUCAAAGAAUUUGGUAUAUUGUUUAAAGGGCAUAAAUCAUUGCAAACAUUAGCACGAUAUGCCGCUGAAUGGUACUAUAAACGAUUCCCUGAACGAUUUCCGCGUACAUUUUUCAGAGGUCUUAUGGAUCACAUCAAUCGGUGUCUUAAUAAUUAUUACAAUGGGUAUGGAACAACGCAAGAAGUAUAUAAUUCUUUAAUAUACGUCCAAGACUUUUGUAAAUAUUUUAAUCAAAUCGACAAGAAGGCUUUUAAAAAGGAACUUGAUCGUUUCCUUCCUAUAGACAAUCAACCAAAAAAAUUCCGUCAUAUCUUUUUAAAAAAGAAGUCUCAAAAAAUGGAUGGAGAUGGACCUGACACUUUUAUUUAUGAGGCUAGUGAUUAUCGUGAAUUGUAGGCGUUGCUUGAAGAAAAGGAUUGACAUGGAAAAGAAAAUAAUCUCUGGCCAUUUUCUACGUAUAAAGAAAACUGAGACUCAAAAUCGGGGGGGGGGGUGACAUAUCCAUAAAGUACCUUUAUUAGUUAUCCAAAGCUAAUCUUGUUUGUUUUAAAUAUUUAUUUUUGAAUUUAAUUGUUUUUCUUUUUUUGUUUGACAGAGAUUAUUCUAAUUCAUUUUUCUUUUUAAAUUAAUCGAAUUUUGUGUCCUACUGAUAUUUUCAUGUUUCUUUCUUGGAAUUUCUCUUUUUUCUCUCUUUCAUUUUUUCCCGAAGUCUGUACAUUUACAACCGGACAUGGUCAUGGAUACGGAUGUGGAUACAGAUAAUACCAAA